Molecule: messenger RNA, 1230 nt
Organism: Closterium sp. Yama58-4
Lineage: Eukaryota; Viridiplantae; Streptophyta; Zygnematophyceae; Desmidiales; Closteriaceae
Source: the annotation of a GenBank genome assembly
AUGGCUAGUCCGCCAGUUCUAGCUUUCGAUGCCGAGGGCCGUCCAGUGAAGUUCGAAACCUGGCUCGAUGACCUGCACCUGUUCCUACAGCUCACUGCCAAGGAAGAUAUCUCACUGUACGACCACGCCCUAGGCCAUGCCACUGCCCCUGACUCGACUGCUGACAGCACUCUGCGUUCCCAGUGGCAGACCCGUGAUGCACACGCUCGCUUUGCUAUUCGCAACUCCCUGCCGCUAGACGAGCGCGAGCACUUCGGGCAGUGCAAGACUGCUAAGGACCUCUACACCGCUGUAGUUGCCCGCUACUCCUCACCCGCUUCUGCCACGUUAGGCCGCCUCACUCUCCCCUACCUGUUCCCCGACCUAGCCUCCUUUCACACUGUCGCAGACCUCAUCACCCACCUUAAGACUAGUGAGGCCCGCUUUCGCGCUGCUAUGCCUGCCGAGUUUCUCACUAGCAACCCCCCCCCGCUCUGGAUCACUCUCUACCACAUCGUCACCCGGCUCCCUGACUCUCUGCGCGCAGUCAGGGACCACUUCCUCUCUCGCUCCCCCACUGAGCUCACCGUUGCCCUCCUCGAGAAGGAACUGCUUGCAGCCGAGGCGAGCAUAGUCGCUGUAGGCACCUCUCGUGGCGACCCCCGCACCCCGUUCUUUGAGGGGUGUUCCCCUUCCCCCCUCCUCCCCUCUGUCGCCUCUGCUGCUGCUGUCGACCUUCUUGGUGCUGAGAAGGUCGGGACCGCGUCUGCUUCGAGCGGGCGCCGCAGGAACAAGGGCGGCCGGGGUGGGGGUGGCGGCGGAGGAGGUGGGGGUGGAGGCGGUGGGAGUGGAGGCGCGGCUGGGGAGACUAGUGGCGGCAGUGGGGGAGGAGACAGCAGCGGUGGGAGUGGUGGUGGAGGCGGCAGCGGAGGCGGAGGUGGUCGUGGCGGCGGCAGGGGUGGAGGUGGCCGGGGCGGCGGCGGUGGGGGUGGUGGUCGUGGAGGCACUGGCGGAGGGCAGAGUCAGCAGCCCGCCCCGACGCUUCAGGCCGCCCGUGAGUGGUAUGCGCAGCGUAGCGUUACCUGCACGUACGUCAUUCGCACAGGUGACCGCAGCGGGCAGCAAGGCCGCACCCCACGCAGCGCUGCUUCGCGCGCCUUAACGACGCGUGGCGCACUCAGUUUCCUGCUGCCACUGAGCUGCCGCGCUGGGCUGAUCUGGAAAAGAGGGGUGUUGAUAUUUGGGCUUUAG